UGAGAAAAAGUAACGCGCCGAAUAUUACGCGGUUGAUUUCACGACAGUUCCUAUGGAAACAGGGAACGAUCGAAUUGUGCUCAUGUAAGUUGACUCGAUGGUAUGCGAGCACAAAGUAUAUAUAAAUCAAUGGCAGGUAAACCCAGUUCAGUCUUACGAGGCUACCGCAGUCACAAAUAUUGACACGACCUGUGAUGAACUCACGAGACGACGUUAACGUCGUCCAUCCUCAAAGUUCUCCCCGGAAGUUACCUGUCUGCUAUUGCUACCAAACUACAUAUUCUGCUUUUAUCUUCGUAGGAACAUACCUUAGAUAUUAAAUUAUAAUGGCGUUCGAGUUAGAUGAUCUUUUAAAGGACGAUAAAAAAGAUGCUAAUUUAAUACCGGACUUAAGUAAAGCGACAUGUAACUCUCAAGAGGAAUUCAGACAAUUGUUGGAACAUUGUCCAGAAUUUAAGAUCAAAUCAGAAAAGGUAAAAAAAGAAGAUACCAAAGUACGUGAUAAGGAAUUUUCUUGGAAAGCAACCAAAAAAGAAUUGAAAGCUAUUGAAAGAGAAUGGACAUAUGGAGAUCCUAUACCGCCCGAUAUGAAAAAUUUAAAUCUUCACGAAUUACAACAAGUUGCUAUCGAUUGGAGAAUGCUUACGCCGAUUAGACCGAAACUUCGCCAAGAUGAAGAGUUAUUUUCAAGAUUGGUAGAAAUGGGCAAGUUAGAAGCAAAAACUCGCAUAAAAGAACGACGUUCCUUUGUAAGUCCAAUAAGACGUAAUAAAAAUCGAGCUGGGAUUAUUGAAAGUAGCGUUAAAAUUUGCGGGAAAUGUGGCGAAGAAUAUUGUUUUGGUGAAACCUGCGGCGAUAUUUUGUAUGAUUCGUACGUUCGAAUCGCUGUUUUGACUCAACAAUCUAAGACGAAGAUCUCUGCCGAUACAGAAGCCAUUAUCGCUAACAUGAAUUGUCCUAAAAAGCAGAAAAAGAAAAAACUUAAAACGAAAAGUAAAACACCCAGAAAAAGUGUAUGUUUGUUGAUUCACCAUAAAACAAGAAAGCUUACAAGUAAAAGCAUGGAAAGUAAAAAUAAUAAUAGACGCGAGAGUGAUAUCGAAAAAUCUGUAAAACCCAUAAGACAAUUUAAAAGGAAAUGCACUAAAUAUCGGAAAAAAAGUCAAUCGAACAAAUGAUUGACAUUAUAAAGACAUAUCACACAUAAAUAAUUUCUCAUAUAAAAGUUCUUCCAAGCUUUUCCUUGUCAUAUUUUUUUCUAUACAUUUGUUCAAGUUCAUUAAAAAAAUUAACAGAAAUAUAAUUAAAUCAUAAAAAUAGAUUUAAUAUAUACUUCUAACGAUAGUAGUUAAAUAUGAAAACUUUAUAAAAGUAUACAGUAAUAUAAAUCGUAUAUUUAAUAAAAACUAUAUAUGAUCAUAAAAAGUUCAUAAGUCCCGUAUGUACAUACAUUUCCAUAUUUAAUGCUAUUCAUGUGCUAAUAUUAUAUUUAAUAUAUGUAUAAUAACGUUUAUAAUUACUUCAAACUUUUGUUUAGAAACAAACAAUAAAUUUCUAGGUGUAUGUAAUAAAAAAUAAAAUUGUAUGUAGUAAAAGAUUCGCAUUGAAAAUAGGUAAUUUCAAUGAUCUUAGAAUUUUCAUAGUUUCAAUUUACACCAGUAGCAUAAUUGCUUAAACACAAAGAUAUGAAUAAUAAAUUAUAAAUAUAUUAAAAAUCAUCAUUAUUAGUAAUUAUAUCAUUAUUAAAAAUCAUAUAUAUGAAAAUCGUUAUUGUCGGUAUAAAUAUGUAAAUGCGCAUAAUAUCGCACAAUGAUACUGCAUAAAGGCAUAAUAAAAACCCAAUUAUAUGCUGGAAAAAUAUAAUUUUUAUUCACUUAUCAUUAUCUGCCUCUUUGUUCUACUUCACAGUAGCUCAUGUUCCUUGCGCAUUUUACGGAAGUAUCACAAACAAAACCACGAUUACAUUGGAGAAAUUUUCUGCUGCCAAAACGAAGGGCAUUCAAUAAGACUCCCUUUUUAUCACCAUAGAAAUAUAAGCUAAUCUUCAAAUUUUAAUACAUAUAUUUGCCAUAUAGUUAAAUAUUCUUUUUCUUCGAACUAAGAAUAAAAUACAAGAUUAGGAAGCAGAAUAUCUCUCUUAAAUUAUAAUUUUCCAUAGAUUUCUUAUAAUAACAUUUCAUUAUUAUUUUAUUUAAUUGAUUAAUUUGAAUAUUAAAUUAAAAACUAAUGAUUAUUAAUCUAAUAUUUAAGUAAUAAACACGCACUUUACAUGACAUAUUUAUGGAUAUAUUUAUAUCGCUGCUAUAGCCUUAAUAAAAAUAGCUGUAACGAUAUAUUUGUAGCAAGUUUCCAGUUAUUAGACUUUUUAAAUAAGAUAAAUUAUAUAUUCUAGCGUUAUGUUGUUGAAAAAUCAUAUUAUGACUUACAACUCUUUUCUCUUUGCCUUAAAUAUACAUAUAAUUAAAUACAUAAAUUAUGUUUUUUUUUGAACUUUUUUAUGUUAAUUGAAAGUAAUAAAAAUAUUAAGCAUACACUUAGAGCUCCUUUAUUUUUACAAUAAUUUUCUUUUUAAAAUGUCUUAUAACAAAGUUAUGAAACAUAUUCAUAAUCUCAUAAAAUUAUUUCUACAAUUCAAAAAAAUGCAAGUUAUUUAUAAACUACUAUAAAAGCACCUAGUACUGCAAAAACAAUAUGAACAUGUGUAAAACAGUUGUUCAUAAAUAAAAUUUGGAAUGCUUAAACAGAUACCAAUUAAAUUCAUCGUCACGUUUUAUAUUAUAUCGAUGUAAACAUUUAGAUCUAGAUAUUAAAAACUAUCACUACAAUUUUAAAUGACGAUUGCACAUAUAAUUGUAAUCAGAAAAUUAUU
Messenger RNA from Vespa velutina, 2869 nucleotides. RefSeq lists its product as uncharacterized. Lineage: Eukaryota; Metazoa; Arthropoda; Insecta; Hymenoptera; Vespidae. The coding region runs from base 327 to 1178 and encodes 283 amino acids. The record is from RefSeq and is a predicted model, not a curated record. The transcript is spliced from 4 exons.